ACAAAAAUAAAAUUAUAAAUAGCGUAAUCUAUUUGCAAAAUUCAAUCAUAGCUUCUAUUGGCCCGAUUGCGACUUCAUUUCUCCGACCACCAUUUCUGAAGAUUCAGACAACUCAAAAAGUUUGUUUACCAUGGCGAGAAAGAUGCUAAUUGAUGGUGAGCUAAGCACACCCAGUGAAGAUGUGAUUCAGUAUGACUUUGAUUUGUUUGUGAUUGGAGCUGGAAGUGGUGGUGUACGUGCAUCUAGAAUGUCAGCUAAACAUGGUGCUAAGGUUGCUGUUUGUGAGCUUCCAUUUGAUCCGAUCAGUUCUGAAGUUGUUGGAGGAGUUGGUGGGACGUGUGUGAUUCGUGGCUGUGUUCCUAAAAAGAUUUUAGUUUAUGGAGCAUCAUAUGGUGGUGAGCUUGAGGAUGCCAGAAAUUAUGGAUGGGAACUGAAUGAAAGAAUUGAUUUCAACUGGAAGAAGCUUUUGAAUAAGAAGACUGAAGAGAUAAUCAGACUUAAUGGAAUUUAUAAGAGGAUGCUUUCGAAUAGUGGAGUGAAAUUGUUUGAAGGAGAGGGAAAGAUUAUUGGCCCUAAUGAGGUUGAGGUGACACAACUUGAUGGAACCAAACUGAGCUAUUUAGCUAAACACAUACUUAUUGCAACAGGAAGUAGAGCUCAACGACCAUCUAUUCCGGGGAAGGAAUUGUCCAUUACUUCGGAUGAAGCUCUGAGCUUGGAUGAGUUUCCAAGGCGUGUUGUUAUUCUUGGGGGAGGAUACAUUGCUGUUGAAUUUGCUUCUAUUUGGCGUGGUAUGGGUGCCACAGUUGACCUCUGUUACAGAAAAGAACUUCCACUAAGUGGUUUCGAUGAUGAAAUGAGAACAGUUGUGGCUGGAAACCUGGAAGGAAGGGGAAUUAUUUUACACCCUGGGACAAAUUUGACAGAGUUAGUUAAAACAGAUGAUGGGAUAAAGGCUAUCACAGACACCGGUAAAGAAUUGACAGCUGAUGUUGUACUCUUUGCCACAGGAAGAAAACCCAACACAGGAAGGCUAAACUUGGACUCUGUAGGUGUUAAGCUCGACAACAUAGGAGCUAUCAAGGUAGAUGAAUACUCCCGCACAAAUAUACCAAGUAUAUGGGCUAUUGGUGAUGUAACAAACAGAAUGAACCUUACCCCUGUGGCCUUGAUGGAGGGAACAUUUUUCGCAAACACUGUUUUUGGCGGGAAUCCUACCAAACCUGACUACACAAAUAUAGCUUGUGCUGUCUUCUGUAUACCACCUCUUUCUGUGGUGGGGCUUAGUGAAGAACAAGCUAUAGAGCAAGCAAAAGGUGAUGUCAAGGUUUUUACCUCGACGUUUAAUCCUAUGAAGAACACCAUUUCAGGGCGACAAGAGAAGACCAUAAUGAAGCUGAUAGUAGAUGCUGAAACAGAUAAGGUUCUUGGAGCGUCAAUGUGUGGACCAGAUGCCGCCGAGAUCAUGCAGGGUAUCGCUAUUGCCUUCAAAUGUGGAGCAACCAAGGCACAAUUUGAUAGCACGGUGGGAAUUCAUCCUUCUGCUGCAGAAGAAUUUGUUACCAUGCGAGAAGUGUCGAGGACUAUAAGUAAAUCUAAAUAGUAAAACAGUUGGAGAUGGAAUUGGCAAUGUUUCAAGAAGAAGAAGGAUAGAACAUUUAAAACAAUCAUAUAUUCUACUACUAUUACUAAAUAAAUAAUGUAUUCAUUCAUAGACCAGGUUUCUUAAUAAUUUUGCUUCAUGGAUCUUGGAUUGGAUUCUUAUCUUUUUUUUAUGCUGUAGUUGCACUUAUGUUGCUCUU
This is a messenger RNA of Impatiens glandulifera, 1802 nucleotides long. RefSeq names its product glutathione reductase, chloroplastic-like. Gene Ontology annotation, biological process: glutathione metabolic process; cell redox homeostasis; cellular response to oxidative stress. The coding region runs from base 131 to 1603 and encodes 490 amino acids. NCBI's taxonomy places the organism in Eukaryota, Viridiplantae, Streptophyta, Magnoliopsida, Ericales, Balsaminaceae. The transcript has 17 exons. Gene Ontology annotation, cellular component: mitochondrion; cytosol. Gene Ontology annotation, molecular function: flavin adenine dinucleotide binding; NADP binding; glutathione-disulfide reductase (NADPH) activity. The record is from RefSeq and is a predicted model, not a curated record.